CACAGGAGCAGCAUAGCUCUGCUUGCAUCCUCCCUCUCGAGCUCAUCCUCUGCCUGACUCGUCGUCAUGGCUCCUCCAAAGAAGAAGAAGACGACUUCGUCUUCGGCUCUGGCAUCCCAUUCGGACUUCACAAAGGCGAAAUCGUCUCUCAAGGCCAAGCAGCGCGCCGUGCCCAACAAUGCAACCAAUACCGCCUUCAAGGCUCGCUCCAUUGUUCUUCCCAACCAAGGGUCGAUCACUCAGCUCGAGCAGAGGCGAUCUACCAAGCUCACAGACGAUCGAGGCAGAGGUGUAGAGGAGCUGGUAACACUACUCAGGGGUGUAGGCCAAGGAGGCGGCAAGAGCGAAGCCCUUGACUCCCUCGCUUCUCUCCUCCUCCGUCUACCCGAUGGUACCACCACCGGCCUUGGCCUGCUUCCCGUUCUCCUCCCGUUGAUCACCUCGAGCUCAGCCCAGGUACGUACAUCUCUCUAUCGUCUGCUGGACCACUUCCUCCGAGCAGUACCCAAAGAUGCCCUCGCGCCAUAUAUCACCACGAUCACCCUCUGGCUCACCAGUGGGAUGAACCACAUUUGGAAAGAGGUGCGAGAGGAUGCAGCCAGGAUUGCAGAAGUGGUGAUUGAUAUCACAUCGCACGAUCUGGUGAGAGGCUGGAGUUGGACCUCAUCUACGGUUAUCGGGGCUGGACAGGCGCAGGAGGAGGUUAGCAGUAAUGGGGAGAGAUUCUUCAGGACACUUCUUACCGCUCUGGGUGUCUCAUUUGAGAUUCAGGGAGGACGGGGAUCGACUCAAGCGGGAGGCAGUAGCAAUUCAGUAUCCACCUCGACCACCUCGACGAUGAACGUACAGUCGGAUCUCUCUGCUUCGCCAACGACAAAACUCAGGCUGCUUCUUUGCCUUGAGAAGCUCAUGCGAUACGAGAGCGGCCUUGGCGCCUCGGACGACGGUGGAGAGCAAGAGCAGAACGACAGUACUUCUGCAAAGAUAUUCCCUUUGUGGAUUUUCAGGUCAGUCUUUGCGAAUCCUACCGAUUGGGAAGGCUUUGCUGCAAAGUGGGAAGGUAGCAGGGCAGAGGUGGAUGUGGACUUGCGCGGGUCACGGCCCGGCAGGAAGGAGAUUGCGCCCUUCACCUCGAGCUUGGCUCUGCUGGAGCGCCAAGAUGGCGUUGACUUCACAGAUGUGUCGUCCUCGGCCGGUCUGGUCUUGUCCGAGUCAGACCUGAGCAAGACACUGUCUAGUGCCUCGAGCCUGCUCCUGGGCAACUCGCUGGUGGAGGGGUAUCAGCACUCCUCCGCCCGUCCUACUACCGCCACAUCAAGUCGCAGCGCCUCUACGCAGCCUUAUCUGCAGCUUUACCAUGCUCUCCAUCCUUUACUGCUGCACACUUUCUUGGAUCACGCCCCGAGCUCACUCGGACCCGGAGCUGCCAUGCCCAAUCGGAAUCAGGAGAUCCCCCUCGGUCUCAAGCUGAUCGACAGCGUUCUCACCCUUGCGCGGACACUGUUCCGAGCCACUCUACGUUCCAACGACGAGGCCUCUGCGGGCGCUCCGACACAAGGUCUCAGAGGAGUAGAGAAGGAGGCGCUGAACAGACUUGGUGUGUUGCUCGGACACACGGCCAUCUAUUUUCCCUUUGAAGGCAGUCUGAACGGAGAAGAGGGCACAAAGAAGGCGGCUGUCCUCAAGAGAAUCAGUGCUGGCUGGUGCGAACUUGUGGGACUACAGCAGAUGUUGAGUGGAGAUGGAGGUGGCAGCGCAGCCAAGGCUACGAAGAGCAAGAAAGGCAAAGAGAUCGGAGGGGGCGCCCUGCACUUGGAAACGGUCGAGAGCUAUCUAGUGGACCUGCUGCAUUCGAAUAGUCAGCAGGCAAGCAGCCUGCACGAGAUUUCUGUGGUUGCCUCAAGCGUGAGCUCGGGCACUCGACUCUCCGAAGGCGAGUACCUCUCCUUGCUGCCCACCAUCUGGCAUCUCCUCACUUCCUCCCAGCCUGCGCCGACCACGACUACAUCGAACGCAUCCUCUGCCGCAUCCUCAGAGCACCUCCCGCUCCUCUCCGCUCUUCUAUCGCACUGGUCCUCUCUCAAGUCCUCCAACCCACUCAAAGCACACGGCUUCACAUUCCUCGCCUCUCUCUGCUCCCUCCCCAACUACCCCUCUUUACGCGCAGACCUGAAGCGAAUUCUCACGCGCCCUUCUUCCCCACUCGCACGACUGCUUCGCUCUGGACUCCUGGCGAGUGGCAAUCAACUAGGGAAAUACCUCUAUGAGCUCGCCUCUUCCCUUCCUGGCGGCGGCGGUGGCGGAGGAAGGAACUCAGCUCUACCGGGGCCAUCGGCACUGCAAGCAGCCCAAGUAGCUCUGAGGCAGCUACGCGCAGCCUUCUCCCUGCUGCUGCUCGAUGGGCUGCGCUGCGAUUCACCAUACCUCCUUGAAUCCGCUCACCUCUACACGCACCUCCUACCCACCCUCGCGCCCCUCUUUUGGAUUCAACAUCCCAGUCGCGGGGAAGUGCCGGGUCCUUGGAGACGGGUAGAGGCACUGGCUGGCGCUGCAUCUGAUUCUGGACUUGCGGCCAGUGUGCGGGAAGCGCAGCAGGUACGGAGAGCGGUCGAGGCUCUUGUCGAAUUCGUGACGGAGGACACGAGGGGUGAAGGAGAGAGGACCGAAGGCGUGGUCAAGUUCUUGGGGGCUGCAAGGAAGGCUGGAGUGAGAACAAGGGUUUGAACGGGCACAUUUUGAUUGAAAGGGUAUCACAUUUGUACAAGUAUCUCAGUCUACGCAAUUUGUUACAGCUCAUAAGUCCAGUCACAUCUCAAGCGGUGUACCGCC
Messenger RNA from Microstroma glucosiphilum, 2829 nucleotides. RefSeq lists its product as hypothetical. The transcript has a single exon. NCBI's taxonomy places the organism in Eukaryota, Fungi, Basidiomycota, Exobasidiomycetes, Microstromatales, Microstromataceae. Bases 67 to 2724 code for a protein of 885 amino acids. The record is from RefSeq and is a predicted model, not a curated record.